Molecule: messenger RNA, 2128 nt
Organism: Amaranthus tricolor (Joseph's coat)
Lineage: Eukaryota; Viridiplantae; Streptophyta; Magnoliopsida; Caryophyllales; Amaranthaceae
Exons: 6
Coding region: 1-1581 (526 amino acids)
Source: RefSeq, a predicted model, not a curated record
AUGAAUCAGACCAAGUAUUUUUCGACCCAUCCGGACUUGCUCCAAAAAGGAAGGCGAUUUCUCAUUGGUUCUCCACGUGGAGUAAAACCAACCCCGAAUCCGGGAGUUAUCCUAACCAUACUCUGUCUCUCUCUCUCUCUCUCUCUCUCUCUUCCCUCUCAAAAACUGGAGGACUGUAAAUCAAAAAGAAUUUGGAGCUUAACGUAUCUUCAGGAAAUGGUGGCAAGCAUUAGUGUUUCAUGCCCAAAAUCAUCAUUCGUGCAAAAUUCAAACUUCUUUAGAGAUUCGAGCAGUAAUUUGAUUAGUGGGUUCUCAGCAAAACUUCCAAAUUUGCAGUUGAAUAAGAAAAAGAGAAAGAAUCAUGAAUUCAUCAACUUGGUGGUGGCUUCAACUUCUACCAGUAGUAGUAGCAGUGAUGCUCAGAAGAAAAGUGGAAGAUUUUAUCUAAAUUUUACUGGGUUUCCUUUUCCUUUGGGUCCUUUCCUUAAUCGGCGAACUAUUCGAACUGAGAUUGUGAAAGAUUGCAUAUGGUCAUUUGAACAAGAGCAAGCUCUUGGCUUCAGUAGUGUCUCAACAAACAUUCGCAUGACUGUCAUCAAGCUCAAGUCUGGUGGAUUAUGGGUCCAUGCACCCAUUGCUCCGACUGAAGAGUGCAUCCAGCUAGUGAAGGAACUCAGGGCUCCGGUUGAAUACAUUGUGUUGCCUACAUUUGCAUACGAACAUAAAAUAUUUGUGGGACCAUUCUCUAGAAAAUUUCCACGCGCGCAAAUAUGGGUGGCUCCUAGGCAAUGGAGUUGGCCCUUGAAUCUACCACUUGAAUUUUUUGGUAUCUUUCGUUCGAAGACCUUGGAAGAUGAGGAUUUGUCAACUCCAUGGUCUGAUGAAAUCGAACAGAAAGUUCUGAGUUCUCCGGAAGUUGGAAUUGGGCCAUAUGUGGAGGUGGCUUUUUUUCACAAGCGUUCAAGAUCCCUUUUGGUGACCGAUGCCGUGAUUUUUGUCUCAAGGCAGCCCCCUGAAUGUAUAAGUAAAGAAUCCUUAUUGGCAUCGGCAAAAAAUGGUUUAGCAGUAAAAAUUCUUAGCAAAGGAAAAGAAGUACCCAAUGAACCAGUUGUUGACAAUGCAAUGAACCGCCAGAAAGGAUGGGAAAGAAUGGUGCUUCAGAUUUUGUUUCUUGGUCCAUCAAAUUUAUUAGAACCAAAUGCCACAUUUGCUCAGAUGUCGCAAAAGCUGAUCGUGUCCCCUAUCGUAAAAACAUUGGUUUUUAGCAAAGUCCCCGAAAAGGUGAGAGACUGGAUUGAUCGGAUUGCUCGAGACUGGAAAUUUCAGAGGAUAAUUCCUGCACAUUUUGCGGCUCCAAUAAAGGCAGGCAGGUCUGAAUUUCUAGCUGCAUUUGCUUUUCUGGAUGAUCUUUUGGGUGAACGAUAUGUUACGAAACCUUCGCUCUCUCUUCUGUUCACCUCAUUCAUGGGAAAGGCUGCGAGUUACUUCCCUCCAGAUGAUAUGAAGACAUUAUCAUCUCUCGAUCAAUUUUUAGUUUCCGUAGGAGCCGUGAAGAAGACAGUGUCUGGCCGCAAGAGAUGAUAGUCGUCUUCAAAUCACGACAGCUAAACUCAUAAAAUACAAGUAAAUAUGAGUGAAAUUUGUAAAAGCUGUUUAUACUCUUUCCCUCCUCUUUUAUCAGAUUUUCCUUUAGAAGAAUGGGAAAUGGAAAAUACAUGUUCAUGUAGUAAUUUAGUGGAAAUACCAAUAGAAAGUUUAAAGAGCAAAAUGUAAAAGCAAUUAAACAUGUUGUAUAGUAUAUCAAGUAUCAACACAACCAUACUUAUGUUUUUUCAUUCAAUCUUUCUGAAAUCAUUCUCAUCUACCACCCAUCAAGAGGCCUUUGGCUUUGAUGUUAGGUGUUGGUGUUGGUGUUAGUGUUGGUGUCGGCGUUGGCGUUGGUGUUUGUGUUUGUGUUGGUGUUGGUAUUUGUGCUGGUGUUGGUGUACAUUCACUCCUAACUUGGGAGGAGAAAGCUCAUACUUAGAAAAUGGGUUCAUUUUAUAGUUGUUAUAUUCCAAAGAAUUAGACUUAUUUUCUUUUUCAAGUUGCUCUAUUGAAUUUUUCUCAUUUAUGCUUUUGGUUUAAU